Brettanomyces nanus is the source of this 1038-nucleotide messenger RNA. RefSeq lists its product as uncharacterized. The coding region runs from base 1 to 1038 and encodes 345 amino acids. The record is from RefSeq and is a predicted model, not a curated record. Lineage: Eukaryota; Fungi; Ascomycota; Pichiomycetes; Pichiales; Pichiaceae. Gene Ontology annotation, cellular component: extracellular region. The transcript has a single exon.
AUGAGAUUUAGCCUCUCAGUUUUGACAGCCAUUGUAGCUGUUCUUUCCGGUGUUUCUGCGGAAGAGUAUUCCUCAUCUGAAGAGUGUCAGGUUAAUUAUCAUACAGUGACAUCCAUCGAGUAUGUGUACACUUCAUUGCCUGUUGAGACAACCAAGAAAACCACUUCAAGUUCCACCUUCAGUCCCACUUCAACAAUAAGUUCGCAGAAUGAAGCUUCCGCUACGUUAAGUUCUGCUUCAAGCAUUGCUUUAAGUGGCCCUUCUAAUAUUGCGUCGAGCCAGAUCUCCAGUACGUUGGAUGCUCAGAGUACCACUCCUAUCGUCACUCCAACUGCAACAUCGUCGAUCUUGAGCUCAUCUCCUUUGUCUUCAAUUACGACGUCCACAUCUCCACUACCUACAUCCACAUUACCUACAUCCAAAUCCACAUCUAUAUCCACAACAUCCAAGUCCACGAUAUCUACAUCUAUAUCAUCCAUAUCCCCUGUUACAUCAUCCCCUGUUACAUCAUCCACACCAACAUCAUCCACACCUACAACAUCCACACCUAUCUCUACUUCAAGCGUCUUCAGCUUUGAAGACGUUUACCUCGAUAGACACAACUAUUACAGAAAUCUUCACGUGGACACUCCAGCAAUGUCAUGGGAUGACGGCGUUGCCAAUGUUGCCCAGACAUACGCUGACUCUUAUGAUUGUGAUGGUGUUUUGACUCAUUCAGGAAAUAGUUACAAUGGAAGUUCACUAGGAGAGAAUUUGGCCUACGGUUAUGACUUUUACGAUGCUGGUGCUGUCGAUGCUUGGUACGAUGAGAUUUCCAACUAUAAUUAUUCAGAUCCUCAAUUUGCAGAGGACAAUGGACAUUUUACGCAAUUAGUGUGGAAAUCCAGUACCCGACUUGGCUGCGGCUAUAAGUACUGCAGCCCUACCUACGGUUAUUACAUCGUGUGUAAUUAUCAACCAGCAGGUAACGUGAUUUAUUCGGGUGACGAAUAUAAGCUUUUCAAAGAGAACGUGUUGCCUUUGAAGUCUUCAAGCUGA